Messenger RNA from Saccostrea cuccullata (small rock oyster), 538 nucleotides. RefSeq lists its product as uncharacterized. The transcript has 2 exons. The record is from RefSeq and is a predicted model, not a curated record. The coding region runs from base 94 to 417 and encodes 107 amino acids. NCBI's taxonomy places the organism in Eukaryota, Metazoa, Mollusca, Bivalvia, Ostreida, Ostreidae.
AGGAGGAUGAAAGCAAUCAAGACCCAGCCUUACAUGAACAGACUAGAAGCAGAGUGAUAGAGGGUUUAAAAGGCAGGAAGGUUACAGUGUUGUAUGAGGGAUCAGCUGCUGGAAGAGCCUACUGUUGCUUCCCCCCGCCGUGAGCCGUGCUACCUUAAGGAGCUUACAACAGAUGAGAGCGAGGUUGUCGAACUGCAGAUGGGGUACUUUAAGGACAACAAGAUCUGCACCUCCUCACAAACAGAGAAAGUGGUUGUAAUCCAGGAUGAGACCGAGAUAACAGACCUUCUGGCCAAGCAGAAUGAAGCAAAGAAGAGGAAGACUGUGUCAACCCAAACAGACUCUCUUACUUCUUGUGAAGCAAGUGUGCAGAAGAAUCCUAUGGUGGAGAGCUGUCUUCAGUUCAUGGCAAACUAGACGAGAUUCUCGGUAUUCUACAUGCAACUUCUGCUGACCUUUCCUUUAAGACCAACAACAUUGCCAAUGUAAGCGACAUCGUUAGAUGGGUAACAGAAAACACAUCGACUCCCAAGCCAGG